Messenger RNA from Carassius gibelio (silver crucian carp), 1489 nucleotides. Its product is annotated as serine/arginine-rich splicing factor 1A. Gene Ontology annotation, molecular function: mRNA binding. The coding region runs from base 114 to 890 and encodes 258 amino acids. Lineage: Eukaryota; Metazoa; Chordata; Actinopteri; Cypriniformes; Cyprinidae. The transcript is spliced from 5 exons. The record is from RefSeq and is a predicted model, not a curated record. Gene Ontology annotation, cellular component: nucleus; cytoplasm; ribonucleoprotein complex.
UUAGAUUCAUCCGCGGUUGAAUGUUGCUGAAUAGGAAGCGACCCGCGCGACUUCAGAGGAAACGAAGAGGUGCGCGUGCGAGCGGCGCUUCGGACAAUACAAAGUGAAGGCUCAUGAGUGCCGAAAUGUCUGGCGGUGUGAUCCGCGGCCCUGCUGGAAACAACGACUGCCGCAUCUAUGUGGGAAACCUGCCGCCUGAUAUCCGCUCUAAAGAUGUCGAAGAUGUCUUCUACAAGUACGGAGCCAUUCGAGACAUUGAUCUGAAAAACCGACGAGGUGGACCUCCAUUCGCCUUUGUCGAGUUUGAAGACCCGAGAGAUGCUGAAGAUGCUGUUUAUGCCCGUGAUGGCUAUGACUACGAUGGCUAUCGUCUUCGAGUGGAGUUUCCCAGAAGCGGGAGAGGAGGAUUUGGUGGUGGUGGUGGCGGCGGUGGAGGAGGAGGUGGUGGUGGUGGUGGUGGGGCUCCUAGGGGUAGAUAUGGACCCCCAUCCAGACGUUCAGAGUACAGAGUAAUUGUUUCAGGGCUUCCACAGAGCGGGAGCUGGCAGGAUCUGAAGGAUCACAUGCGUGAAGCAGGUGAUGUAUGUUACGCUGACGUUUUCCGUGAUGGCACUGGUGUGGUGGAGUUUGUUCGCAAAGAAGACAUGACCUACGCCGUUCGCAAACUGGAUAACACAAAAUUCCGGUCACAUGAGGGAGAAACUGCAUACAUCCGUGUGAAGGUGGAUGGUCCCCGCAGUCCGAGCUAUGGAAGAUCAAGGUCAAGGAGCCGCAGUCGCAGCAGGAGUCGCAGCCGCAGCAACAACCGUAGCCGAAGCUACUCCCCACGCCGCAGUCGAGGAUCCCCGCAGUACUCCCCUCGCCAUAGCCGUUCCCGCUCUCGCUCCUAAACGAGCCCUCUCGGAGCCCUUGAGCCAUUUUUUUUUGUCUUUAUACAAACCCCAUGUUUUAAUUCCACCCUUCUUGUUUCAUAUGACAGUGAUCAUCUUAUGUCUUUGUGUCCUUUUAUUUUUCUCUCCCUCCAUUGGUUAUUUUUAACAGACCAAACCCAAAAUAAUUUUUUUUAACUACAAAGUGGAAUUCUUUUUCAUAGACCAAACAAAGGGUUGUGUAAUGGCUCCUGAUAUUUUUGUAAAUGGCAUGUAUGAAUAAUGAUCAUGGGAUAGCGGGUUCCACAAUUGUUUUAUGCUGUCUUCCUCUAGACGUGAUACAGAACUGAUGCUUUGUAAUAAAGGAUUGCUAAAUCUAUACGGUUGCGUAAAAGGGUGAGUUUGAGCUCUAGAACAAACCUCUAAAAAAAACUACACCGAAGAAAAAUGGCCCUCUGGCCAUUAUUUGGGUAAUUGAACCAGUUUUACAUCAAUUUCAAAUCAGGUGGUAUAUUUCGUUGCAUUGUAAAGAUGUACUGGUCAAAUGUCUAGUUGGGUUUUUGUGUCCAAAGACAGAUUGCAGCUUUCAUGUUUUCAUUAAAAUGUUUGAUUCAGUCUUA